Molecule: messenger RNA, 4911 nt
Organism: Acanthopagrus latus (yellowfin seabream)
Lineage: Eukaryota; Metazoa; Chordata; Actinopteri; Spariformes; Sparidae
Gene: xylt2
Product: xylosyltransferase II
Exons: 11
Coding region: 53-2683 (876 amino acids)
Biological process (GO): chondroitin sulfate proteoglycan biosynthetic process; heparan sulfate proteoglycan biosynthetic process
Cellular component (GO): membrane
Molecular function (GO): protein xylosyltransferase activity
Source: RefSeq, a predicted model, not a curated record
CGCCGUUCAGAAUGUCCCGUGCACGCGCGCCUCGUCUGCCGGAGUCGGAAAAAUGGUGGCCAGCGCUCGAGUGCAGAAGCUCCUCCGCAGAUACAAACUAGCGAUUGCCGCCGCGUUAACUAUCCUCCUGGUCCAGGGGCUGGUGGUAUGGAGUCUGAGAAGUCUGGAGGAAGGCGAGGCCGAGAGAAAAGUACGACGGUCUAAGCUGCCUGACCACAACAGCCAGGACCCCAAGAGAGACACCGCACUCUGGGAGAAACAGAAGUCUUUGUCAGGGAGGAACAGAGGCAGAUGGAGUGGCAGGUUGGAGAGGACGGGGGGCACAGCAGCCAGCGCGCUGAGGAGAGGAACCAGCCGCAAAGGAGAAAAGCCCAGCAUCAGGCUGAAGGAACGGGGACUGACUCGAACUGGAUUGGACGGCGUGGUCCUCCACGACCUGUCCAGCAGCCGUAACUUCAGCGAGAGCCGGGGUGGCAAUGACGGGGCAGCCAAGUUGCCUGCCGCCGCCAUACUGGGGGAGCCGGGCAGCGUGGACGGGGCUCACCAAGCUCCCAACAAUGACUUUGUGCCUAAAUGUGAUAUCAUAGGCAAGGACGCUCUGUCUGCCCUUCAUCGCGCUGGCUCUCAGCAGUGCCGACAGGAGAUCGCUAACAUCGUGUGUCAGCAUCAGGCCGGACAGCUCAUGCCACACGCUCUUCCUCAGUUCUGCCCACAGCUCGGUGUGUCAAACCCGGUUCAGGCUGUUGGCGAGCUGGACAACAGCCUGUCCAAUGUGGAGAACCCUGUCAGAGUUGCUUUCGUUCUCAUGGUCCAUGGCCGUGCCGUACGGCAGCUCAAGCGUCUCAUCAAAGCCAUAUAUCACCGUGACCAUUACUACUACAUCCACGUGGACAAGCGGUCUGGCUACUUGCAUCGGGAGGUCCUGAAGAUAGCCCAACAGUAUCCAAACAUCCGAGCCACACCGUGGCGGAUGGUCACCAUUUGGGGAGGUGCCAGCUUACUGAAGGCCUACCUGCGCAGCAUGCAGGACCUGCUCUCCAUGCUGGACUGGAAGUGGGACUUUUUCAUCAACCUCAGCGCCACAGAUUUUCCCACCAGGACCAAUGAUGAACUAGUGGCGUUCCUGUCACAGCAAAGAGAUAAGAACUUCCUAAAGUCCCACGGGAGAGAAAACGCCCGGUUUAUUAAGAAGCAGGGCCUUGACCGUCUGUUCCACGAGUGUGACAACCACAUGUGGCGUCUCGGCGAACGCAGCAUUCCAGAAGGCCUGGAGGUCUCAGGUGGCUCAGAUUGGUUUGCGCUCACCCGCCGCUUCGUAGAGUACGUCAUCAACUCCCAGGAUGACCUGGUGUCGGGGCUGAAGCAGUUCUAUUCCUACGCUCUGCUCCCUGCUGAGUCCUUCUUCCACACCGUGCUCGGGAACAGCCACAUGUGCGACUCUCUGGUGGACAACAACCUGCGCGUCACCAACUGGAAUCGUAAGCUAGGCUGUAAAUGCCAGUACAAGCACAUCGUGGACUGGUGUGGCUGCUCUCCCAAUGAUUUCAAACCACAAGACCUCAUUCGGAUCCAGCAAUUGACCCGUCCAACAUUCUUUGCCCGCAAGUUUGAGUCAACAGUGAACCAGGAGUCUAUAGACAUCCUGGACACUCACCUGUAUGGCCAGUACGCUCCGGGCACUGUUGCCAUCAAGGCGUAUUGGGAGAGCCUGUUUGAGCAGUUGGAUGGAGUGAGCGCGCUCAGUGACGUGGCUCUCACUGCUUACACUGCUUUCUUUCGCCUUGGCCUCAAGAAUCUGGUGACUGUUCAGAGCAAUGCAGAGGCUUGCAAGUUUGAACCAGUAGGCUACCCUCUAUCAGUACACCUGUACUUCUAUGACGACCGUUUCCAAGGGUACCUGGUGCAACAGGAAGUCCAGGCUGUGGGUUCGAAGACUAGGGAGACUCUGGAGAUGUGGGCAGUGCCCCAAACCUCGCUUGUCCUCGAGACAAACCUUAAGGAGUUUGAAAGGCUCAAGAAUCUGGAAAUCGGCACAGAGUGGGACCCUAAAGAAAGAAUCUUCCGUAACUUCGGCGGGGUAAUUGGUCCUUUGAGUGAACCACUGGCAGUCCAGAAAUGGGCUCGCGGCCCCAACCUCACAGCCACCAUUGUGUGGAUUGACCCAGCUCUGGUUGUGGCAGCGUCUUAUGACAUCACUGUGGACGUGGAUGCAGAGUACACCCAGUACAAACCACCACUGCAGCGCCCCCUGCGGCCAGGCACCUGGACGGUACGAGUGUUGAAACAGUGGGAGCGCGUGGCGGAGGCUCGCUUCCUCGUCAUGCCCUUAACCUUCAAAGAUAAGGAGCCAAUACGCAAAGAAGAGGACAGCUGGCUCCAUGCGGGUCCUCCAAGUAACCUGUACCUGGAGCAGAGCUUCCAGCAGCUGAGCUCCAUGCUGAAGCUGCCUCCCCAGGAGUCCGCCCUGCAGGAGGCGCAGCGUAAGGCCCAGCUGGUGGGUCCUCCUCUUGAAGCGUGGGUGGACAGCAGCAUAGGGACUUUCUGGGUUACAGGCGACCUAUGCGCCACAGAGACUUCUUCUUGCCCUGCUGUGGGACCUUGCUCCAAGACCUCCUGGAGCUCUCUGUCCCCAGACCCUAAGUCUGAACUGGGCCCAGUCAAAAGUGACGGGCGGAUCAGGUAGCCCCAGGAGAGGAGAGACUAUGGACUUCAACACAUAUGCAGGAAGACUGAGGAAGAGCUCGACCGGCACUGGGUGCCUCAAGAGAGCCUGUGUGAAGCAUAAGCUGUCGACUCAGAGCUCAAGGGCACAUAAACAAUGAGGCAUCUUCCUGCACUGAGGAGUUGAGACGCUCUCAGUAAAGUGGUAACUCAGACUUAAAAGAGGAGGAUGUGACUGCUGGAAUUUUGCACAUAGAAGUUUGCAAGCGCAAAGAGUUGUCAUUGUCAUUGUUUUCUGAAUUGUUACACAGAUGGCAGAUUUAUUUUGUUAAUUUUUGUGGCACAUAGGGUUUGGGCCAGGUCUGUCUGGGUCGGAGUUGAAGAGAAUCCUUGGCGCAUGUUUUGAACUCUGAACGCACAGCUUUCAGUUUUUCCUCUGCUUUCAACGAAUCAGGAAGCAGUUGUGCUCCUCGCUGUGUUUUAUCUUCAUUUCAAGGGAGAGGGGAACCUCUGAAUCAUGUUAUUGUGCUUAUUUUGAAGCAUUAUUAUUAUUAUUAAGUAAGUAAGCAUACGGAGCAGACAGAUGAAGUGCACUUUACUGUAAGACUAUAAUGUUACACAGAGGUCACUUGGUUACAGUGUGAGAAGUGAAAACGUCAUGUUGGAUCAGGUAACAUCACUUUGUUUCACAGGUACGUACCUGCAUUGUCACUCCCCUGCACAGACAUAUCACUAAAUAUUUGGAUUUAAAACCUCUAUUAGGAACAAAUAAGGAAUGAGAGUGAGGAGGUUUUUUUAGAUUUAUUUUAAUUGUAGUUCUGUUUUCUGUACAUGAAUAUGUUUAUGACUUUUUUUAUUGUAAGUUCCCUGAACUGGCUAUUACGUUUUGGGGUUUUUUGUUGUCUUUGAUGUCCUUUGGUCCGAAAAACACCACUUGGAGUUGUUUUUUGGGCAAAGGAAGUGCCUAGAGAGCUGCUGCAGAUAGCGAGGUGACAUUCAGAAUUUGUCUAAAAUGGAUGACAAAAUGGUACCAGCUCAAUAUAUCUAGCUACAGUUGCCUAGUUAGUCAGACCUUGACUAAUGAGUCUUAAUUUUCAAUAGUCUCAAAUGUGAAAUCCUUUUUUUGGUUCCAGAAUUCUUUGAAUAAAAGCCAACAAGUCACGGUGAAGAAAAUAUGGAUAAAACUUUACAAGAAUGGUUUUGUGAAAUAUGUUUAUUUGCUUUCUGCCGUCAGGAAAAAUCAGAUAGUCGAUGCUACUCUGGUGUUUGUGAGGCAAAUGUGAAGCUACAGUCAGCAGCUAGCUGUCCUAGCUUUUUUAAAAGACUGGAAACGGAAACCUAAAGCUAACCUGGCUUCCAAAUGUGACAAAAUCAAAAUUCAACCUUGUUUGACUGGAAACACUAAAUUCUGGAGAUACCUAUAACUAUCUAAAAUGUUGAUUUGUUGUUUAUGCACAUUUUGUAUGGGUUAAACAAGUGACAUAUAACAUCUUAAUUAGUGAACUCUAGAUAUGCUGCUCUGAACAUAGCAGUGCCAGCUCUUUCCUGUCAUUUUGAAGCGAACCAGCUGCUUUAGGAUGCAUCAUCAUUACCAAACAAACAUAAGAGUGGUAUCAUUCUUCUCAUCUAACCCUGGACUAGACAGAGAAUAAAUGUGUUUUUCCAAAAUGGCAAGACUUUUAACUUGCAAACAUGGUUAGAGACUAUACAUCAUACCUCCUGUGUUUUUGUCAACAUGCAGUACUGUCACUGUGUGUGCUCUGUUUGCCUCACAUGUUGUUUAUUGUUCACAUUUCAUUUCUUAAGGUGCAUUUCAACUUUGGUUCACAACCAAAAAUGGUAAACAGACCACUGUACGCUUGUGUUUUUAUUUCAGCAAGAGUAUCUAAGCUGCCUUUACAUAGUCGAAAAGAUGAAUUGUUUACUAAAAGAUGCUAGCUGCCUGGUUGUCAGAUGUGCAAUUAAUGCCUUUUCAGAGGAUAGUGAAAAUCCCCCCAAUCUGUCUUAGUUUGCAUUUUAUGCAACCUUUUAUGUUCUUAAACAAUAGCUGGCCACCAUAUGAGUUUUCAAGUGACCUUGUUUACCUUGCACAGCACAGUUGCUUCAGUGAAGCCCCAGUUUUAUUGAUGUAGGAGAGCAGAAUCGUCGAUGUACCAGAUGUUAUUUUUCUAUACAGUUCGAGAGGAAGUGUGUGUGUUGUCCGUUCAUCUCCAUUGCUCUGUUAAACUAUUAAAAACUGCUGUCUGAUUA